Molecule: messenger RNA, 7734 nt
Organism: Podarcis muralis (Common wall lizard)
Lineage: Eukaryota; Metazoa; Chordata; Lepidosauria; Squamata; Lacertidae
Gene: MALRD1
Product: MAM and LDL receptor class A domain containing 1
Cellular component (GO): membrane
Molecular function (GO): protein binding
Source: RefSeq, a predicted model, not a curated record
UUCUUCUAGACCUGCAAAGUUUGAAUCAGUUUUUAAUGCACUUGUAUUUUGAAAUGGCAUUUUUGUAUACACAUUUUGCAGGGUAAUUGCUGCAAUAAUUCCAUCAAGGACAAGGUAUCUACAGAAACGUUUUCAAUGUACACAGCCAGCAACUUUUGUGCCUUGCUGUGUAUCAAUCUGGCAGCAUUUUGGCUUUCUAAAGGAGACGUUUUUCAAUGUUGUGAUGGCUCUGUGAUUCCAUCAGUGGAGUUGUGUGAUUUCACCUACCAAUGCAAGGAUUGUAGUGAUGCAGAACAAUGUUCCUAUUAUGAAAAAUGUGAUUUUGAAAGUGAUCUGUGCAAUAUGAAAAAUGAGAAAUCACCUGUUGACUGGAUAAGGAGAAACGGAAGGAACAUCAUAGGCUCUCCUCAUUCUGACCACAAUGGGAACAACACAGCCCAUUUCCUUACACUGUCCUCUGAACACAUCCCAUUUCCGGCCAUUCUGAGGAGCAGAGUGAUCUUUGUGGCUAGCAACCAGCUCACCUGCCAGAUUUCGUUUUACUAUUGGAUUGGUCAAAUAAAUGGAACCCUCACGGUGGGACUCCAAACCAAUUCUGAUAGAGCCUCGGGGACCAUAUGGCAAGAAAGAGGAGGAAUUAAAAAUCAGUGGCAAAGAGCUGUGAUCACAAUCAACAAUACUCUGAAUGUCGAGGUUUCCAUCAAAGGACAAAUAUUUGAACCUUGGGCACCAGGAGAAACCAUUGCUAUUGAUGAUUUUUCAGUCACUGAAGGAUGUCUGCUGGCUUUUGCAGAUACUUCACUGUGUAAGGAGAGAGUCCAUGCUUGUGAAGUCAAGACCCAAGUUCCAGAUCAAGAGCACUUCAGUAAUCCUUCCAGCAUCCCUUUCAAUUGCACACAUGGAGGAUUCUGCUUUCAACAGAACUGCAGUUUUAAGAUUCACGUGUGUGACUGGAAUUCUGAUGCAUCUGCAGAACAUUCCUGGGUUCCUGUGAAAGAAUUAGAUGAUCGUGGCUUAAAAUCUGUUCUUCUGAAAGAUAGAAGCAAUGACACCAAUGGCCACUACAAAUGGGUCAACACAUCAUAUGAAAGCCCAACUCUGAAUGGCACAAUGUGUCAUUGCUUUGGUGAAAACUGCCAUAUUUGGUUUCAUUACACCAUGGUGGAUAACAGCGUUCUCAAAGCAGUCCUUUAUACUGAUGCGGAUGAACAAGUGGUGCUGUGGAGAGCCAGUGCAACAACUAACAAUGAGUGGGUGAAAGCAGAAAUACAGAUACUAACAGAUCUUAAAAAAACCAAGCUUCUUUUAGAAGGAACAUUCGAAAGCAACAUGAGCACCAUCUGCCUGCAUUACUUUCAUUUUGUGGGAAACACAACAUCAGACUUGCCAGAGGUUUGUUCUUCUGAACGAUUUGCUUGUGCCAGUGACCAAUGGAUUGACAGUAGUUUGGCCUGUGAUUACCAGCUGGACUGUUUGGAUGGAAGUGAUGAAGAUCCAGCAGCUUGUGCAAAUUACACUCUCUGUGACUUUGAGUCUGACCUUUGCGAAUGGAAGACACUGAACACAAAGGAUGUACAGUGGAAGAUAAUGAAAGCACAAACUUCUGGGGAUUCCCUCCUUCCUGGAACAGAUCAUACAACUAGCAGCAAUAAGGGAACCUUUAUUUAUGUGACUGGCUCACCGGAGGCAAACACUAAGCCUAUAAUUUCUCACCUCAGCAGCCCAGUCUUUACAAAACUCCCCAGCGAUGCUCUGUAUUGCCAGAUGAGAUUUUGGUAUCAGUUGUCCCAGGAUUCCCAGCUGAGUGUCUUUCUUCGAACUCCUGUUGAUGGGGAUUUGCAAAGCUUACAUAACUCAAAGCCUUUCAAGAGCACAAUGCAGUGGACAAAAGCAAAUGUCCUUUUAAGAAAUAUCACUGGCGAUGAAAUUGUAGGACCUUUUCAGAUAAUUCUACAAGCCACUGUUCAGUCAACAAAAGCCUUUGUUGCUGUUGAUGACAUCAGUAUAACAAAGGCCUGUAGGACUAAUUAUAAAUCAUUUUCAAGUACUGAACAAAAAGGGGCAACAAUCUUGGAAACCUCUGAUUCUUCAUCUCUUUAUUGUCCACCUGGAUUGUUGGCAUGUAAGAAUGGAGACGGUAUUACUUCUGACAAGUUUUGUGAUUUCACUCCUGAUUGCCCAGAUGGCAGUGACGAAGCCCUGUGCUCUCCUAAAUGUGACUUUGAAACAGACAGCUGUGGCUGGAUGGAAACAGCCAGGGGUGAUGCAUUUGAUUGGGUAAGGAGCUCCAGAAGCGGUCUACCCCCUGCUUUCCAGAAGCAAGCUCCAGCACGGGACCACACCUAUAACCAACCUGCAGGCCACUUUAUGUUCAUUCUAAGAAACAGCAGCAGUUUCUCACAGACUGCACAGCUACGAAGCCCCAAAUUUAGCCAGGCUGGAUCAGGUUGCACAAUGACCUUCUGGUAUUACAACUAUGGACUAUCAGUUGGAGCAGCAGAAAUGCAAUUGCUUGUUGAUGGACAAAAAGAUCCUACAGCCCUUUGGAGGAUAUAUUACAAUCAAGGAGAUCAGUGGCUAAAGGGUUUCAUUCAACUUGGCCGCCUUCCACACCCAUUUCAAUUAUCUCUAGAUAAAGUCAGCCUUGGAUUUUAUGAUGGUGUCUCAGCAAUUGAUGAUAUAACAUUUGAGAACUGUGCAAUGCCACCUCCAGCAUUAAACUGCGAAGGCCCUGAUCAUUUCUGGUGCCAAGACUCAAAGGCUUGCAUCAACAGUUUGUUAUUGUGUGAUCUUGUUGAUGACUGUGGAGAUGGAUCUGAUGAAGACAAAUGCGCAACUGAGCUGCAGUGCGACUUUGAACUUGGCCUCUGCAACUGGGAACAAGAUGUGGAUGAUGACUUCGACUGGACCAGAAACCAAGGGCCAACCUCCACUUUUAACACCGGGCCAAUGAAGGACCACACUUUGGGCACAGCCAAAGGGCAUUAUCUUUACAUUGAGUCUUCAGAGCCACAGAUGUUCCAAAACCAAGCCGCUUUGCUAAGCCCAGUCUUUAACUCUACCUUUGCACAUGGAAAGAAAAGCUGCAUUUUUCGCUUCCAUUAUCAUAUGUUUGGAAAGCACAUUUACAGGCUGGCAGUUUCCCAGAGAACUGUGAGCAAUACAAGAGGACAGCUGCUGUGGCAAACAUUUGGCGAUCAAGGCGACAGAUGGAUAAAGGAAGUGCUCUACGUUGAGAGUUCAGAGCCAUUUCAGAUCUUGGUGGAAGGUACUGUGGGGGAUGGCUUCACUGGAGACAUUGGAAUUGAUGACCUAUCUUUUAUGAACUGCACACUUUACAACGGGAAUUUGCCAGUUGAUUCAACAACUCCUUCAGGGACAUCCAUUCCCGUGACACUUCCUAUGAACAACUGUACAGAAAAAGAAUUCAUCUGCAGAGCCACUGGCCGAUGCAUCAAUAUCACCCAGAAGUGUGAUUUCCGUCCUGAUUGUUCUGACAGAUCUGAUGAGUCAUCUUGUGCCUCAGAUGCUUGUGACUUUGACAGUGGAAACUUCUGUGAAUGGUAUCAGCCUGCUGCUCAAGUGGCAACAAGAGCUUCAUCCCAUACUGUUAAUAUAUUCCAGUGGGGCCUUGGAAAAGGAGCCAGCAUCCACCCAGGUGGAGAGGGCCAUAGACCGUUGACUGAUCAUACUACGGCAACUAAGGAAGGCUGGUAUCUCUAUGCAGACAGUUCCAAUGGACAAUUUGGACAUACUGCUGACAUUACCACUCCAGUAAUUUCCCAGACUGGACCGAAGUGCAAGCUGGUGUUUUGGAACUACAUGAAUGGGGCAACAGUGGGUUCACUGAAGGUGCUCAGAAAAGAGGGAAACAUGUCUUUUGAACUUUGGUCACAGAGUGGCCCCCAGGGUCCUCAGUGGAACAGAGCUGAAGUGCAUUUAGGUGUUCAAUCUUAUUUUCAGGUUAUCUUCAGGGCGAAAAGGGGCAUCAGUUAUGUGGGAGAUGUGGCAGUGGAUGAUAUUUCAUUUCAGGAGUGUUCCCCCUUACUGAUCCCAGACAGACACUGUACUUCUGAUGAAUUUACCUGUGCCAACAAAUACUGCCUCCCAAAGGAUAACCUUUGUGAUUUUGUGAAUGACUGUGCAGAUAACUCAGAUGAGAAUCAAAGCAUUUGCAGUAUGUCCAUUGGGCGCUGUGAUUUUGAGUUUGAUCUCUGUGAUUGGGAACAAGAUCAGAAUGACGACUUUGACUGGAAUCUCAGAAUUGGAGGAAUCCCAAGAGCAGGCACUGGGCCAGUAGCUGAUCAUACCUUGCAAGAACCAUCUGGUCAUUACAUCUUUAUAAAAAACUCCUUCCCUCAGUUGCCAGGGCAAGAAGCCAGAAUUACUAGUGUGACUGUAAGCAGAAAGAGCAAAAAUUGCAAGGUAAUAUUCUACUACCACAUGUAUGGAGCUAACACUGGAUCACUAACUGUCUACCAGGUGACAGCAUCAAAUCCCCCCCAAGUAUUAUUCAGCCUCUCUGGAGAUCAGGGGAAUUUCUGGAAAAGAAAAGUGCUGCUAUUAGAAGCCUAUGAGGACUUCCAGAUCACCUUUGAAGGGCGUGUUGGAAAAGGCUACAGAUAUAUAGCCCUUGAUGACAUCGUGUUUACAAGGGAAUGCUUGCCAUCAUCAGGGUUCUUGCCCGAUGAACCUACAGCAUCACCCCCAACAGGCUCUUGCUCACAUGGUUAUUUGGAAUGUCUCAAUGGCAAGUGUUAUAGACCAGAACAAAGCUGCAAUUUUGAGGAUGACUGUGGAGAUAAUACUGAUGAGAGAGAAUGUGGGACCUCCUGCACUUUUGAAAAUGGCUUAUGUGGUUGGCAGAAUUCCCUAGCGGAUAACUUCGACUGGGUUAUAGGAACCAGCUCACCUCAAAGCCUCAGGCCUCCAAAAGACCACACACUUGGAAAUGGGAAAGGACAAUUCCUCUACCUUGAAGCGAUGUCACUAGGAGUAAGAGGUGAAAAAGCACUUCUCAAGAGCUCCAGAUGGGCAGAGUCUAGCACCACUUGCAUGCUGAGUUUCUGGUACUACAUGUCUUCAAAAGCAACAGGACGCAUCCAGGUUCUCAUUAAGACUGGGAGUGGUCUUUCAAAGGUUUGGAGUGAUUCUGGAGACUAUGGUGGCCUUUGGAAGAAAGCAGAAAUACAUCUGGGGAAGCUGAGAAAUUUUGAAGUUCUGUUUGAAGGCAUUCGGAUCAAGGAUCUUGGAGGAGGAGCAGCAAUAGAUGACAUUGUCUAUGAGAACUGCAGCACAGUUGGAGAGGAUUCUGGGGUGUGCCCUACUGUUACCGACUUCAUAUGUUGGAACAAGAAGUGCAUUGAAUCUCACCUUGUUUGUGACUACAAGGCUGACUGCAAAGACCUGUCUGAUGAAGCUGAUUGCAGCCAAUAUACCACCGUCCCAGGAAGCUGUAGCUUUGAAACACAAGGCCACGACUGGACUGCUGUGUGUGGAUUUACACAAGAUCCUGAAGAUGAAUUUGACUGGGACGUUCACAGCAAAGCUGUCAUAGAACCAGGAGGUCCACUCAAGGAUCACACACCAGGUAAUGGGCACAAUUUUUUGUAUGUCAAUUCAUCUACUCAACAAAAAGGGGACAGAGCAAGAAUAGUUACCACCCAGUACUUCCCAGCCAGUCUGGGGAUAUGCACAUUGCGCUUCUGGUUUUGGCCAUUUAAUUCUCCUAAAAUUGGAUUGUUAAAGGUUUAUGCCAUUGAAGAAUUUGGAAUGGAUAUAUUGAUGUGGGCAGCAACUGGAAAUGCAAAAAAUACAUGGACAUAUGCAAAUGUGGUCCUUUCCAGCAAUAGUCCUUUCAAAGUGGCAUUUGAAGCAGAAGUAGGAGCUAAUGAGCCCAUCGAAUUUGCUCUCGAUGACAUUUCUUUCACACCAGAAUGUGCAUCAGGAGGACCAAUUGUACCACAACCUCAAACGUGUGGCAGUGAGAGAUUCACAUGCAGCUACGUAAAGCAGUGUGUGCCUCUUUCUGCAAAGUGCAAUGGACUGGAAGACUGCACUGAUGGGACUGAUGAAAUGGCCUGCCCUACUGAGCAACCUACCACAGGUUCCCCAAGACAUUGCAAGGAAGCGGAAUUCCAGUGUGCUAACCAGUCGUGUAUCCCAUCACUCCUGAGAUGCGAUGGUGUGGCCGACUGUAGGUUCAAUGAAGAUGAAGCCAAUUGUCCUAUUAAAGAUUGCUUCAAUGGGUCCUUGUUGUGUCCAUCGACUAAUAGCUGUAUUCCAUUUUCUCGGCGAUGUGAUGGCAUUGUAGAUUGCAUUGAUUUUGCUCCUGAUGAGUCUAGCUGUUCAGAUUGUCCCGAGGCAUAUUGCAAAAAUGGAGGAACAUGCAGUAAGGAACCUGUUCCCAUCUGCCAAUGUGAAAAUGAGUGGAAGGGAAACCGUUGCCACAUGAAGGCUAAGUCUCCUCCGACUCCAUCUUCUGGUUCCCUGCAAAAUGAUACUUGGACUGGGCUAGGGAUUGGAUUAGCUUUCCUGUUGAUUGAAAUUGCAGUCGCUGUUUCAUGCAUCCUUUCAAAGAGGAAAUUGCCAAGAACGAAACAGGAAGAGAUCCUCAAAACUGCAUUUGACAACCCACUUUAUGAGGCACGGAGUGUAAAGUCUACAGAGUAUGCUGCCUCACUGGGAGUUCAGAUCAGUGUUUCUCCGUGGCAGGCACAGCAGGAGCUGUUUCGCAGUAAUGACAUCAUGGCCGCUUCCUUUGCCAACCCUCUAUAUGGCACAACGACAGGAAAAGAGCAGACGCUAUGAGAUGUCUCUGGAAAAUGACAACUGCCUCAUCCUUGACAGUCCAAUGGAAGCAAUCUCCUUAGAAAUGGACCACUGUUAUUUAAGAAAGUCAGUCUCUCCUCUGCCUUCAAACCAAGAAGGGUGCCAGCAAGCUUCUCUGUUCCAGUGUGAACAUUCUCUUCUCAAAGGCAUUGCUAGCGUCAUCCUGUGCAUGACCAGCUUCCAACAAGCAGAGUGCCCAUCCAAAUGGAUUUUCAGACGAAAUCUUACCUUGGUGUUCACUGCUCAUGUACAUGAAACCUCAAUUAGGUAAACAGCCAUUCCAGUAUUUCUAGAAGGCCAAGGAGACACUGAUUAUUGAGGAGUCUCUUCAUUUGAAGUUAGCCACCACAAUGGCUGUGAUCCAGAGAGCUCUUUCUGCGAGUGAAAGGCAGUUUAGCUUGCGCAAGAGGAGGCCUCUGAUUUCCACCACCCGCCUUGUAUAUGCAGUGGCAGCCCCCGUGUUGCAUCCUAUGCCAUCAUGAAAGGUCUCCUGAUCUAAAGAAGAUACAGUGGGGUACACUAGGAGGGUGGAAAUACUUCAUUGUCCGAGCAGCACUGUACUUGCAAUUGUCUGGAUCCUGCCUUGUGUUUCCUUUUGAGGCAUAUGCCAAAGAAUUGGAAAAAAAAAAUGCAAUGCUGCCACAAGAUUUGUUGUUAUCGGCUUGUGUAUCAAAACCAUGAACUGCAUACUGAUUUCCCCUUCCCAGCUAAAGUUAGAGCAAGAUUUGAGACACAGAGUGCUCUAGAUCUAUUGACGUUAGCACAUAAUAAAUUUGAAAAAUAUGCUUUACCUGAGAUUGCUGGGUGACAUUAAUCAUAGGAAUGAUGCCUCCUACUGGACAGAGUCCACUGAAGCCUUUUGCCUCUUCUCCGAGGACCAUCCUUUGCCUCAGUCCAAUCCUA